Messenger RNA from Pteropus alecto (black flying fox), 3125 nucleotides. RefSeq lists its product as uncharacterized. The coding region runs from base 1360 to 2265 and encodes 301 amino acids. Lineage: Eukaryota; Metazoa; Chordata; Mammalia; Chiroptera; Pteropodidae. The record is from RefSeq and is a predicted model, not a curated record. The transcript is spliced from 6 exons.
CCCACGUGAUGCAUCGCGGGUUUGUAUCAGCCCACGUGACGCAUUGCGGGUUUGUAUCAGCCCACGUGAUGCAUUGCGGGUUUGUAUCAGCCCACGUGAUGCAUCGUCGAUGCUGGUGGUCGCACAGGAUUCCUCCGUCACUUACUUUAUCUGCCCUCCCCAGGGACACUGCUUCAUCUUCAGUUGGUGCCAACAGCCUCGGCGAGUAACCUGGCCCGUGCGAGCCUUCCCACACAUGGGGUCCAUCUGCGUCACGCUGCUCCUCGAAGCGCGCCCUGCGACUCUGACCCCCGGAGGCUGCGAGGGGCUUCUCCCUGGAGGGCGACCACGUUUCCUCCACAGCCGUCAGCCAAACACCGUGGCGCACAGGUGGACGCGGGCACACGUGGGCGGUCCAGGUGCCUUCUCUCAGGCCAGGGAUUUGCAAAAGUGUGAAACGAUGUCCUCUUUUCAGUAAUGCUUUUGAAGAUGUAAUUUUUGAGUAAAGCUGUGUUAUUUAUAGCAUCAUACAAUGAGCUUAUUCUUUCAUGAUGUGAUAGCUUCUAAAUUUCUCGGUUUAAAUUUUUAAUGCGGUAAAUAUCAGUAACUUUUGGGAUUCUCGGUAACUUUUCGAGUGUAAAGUGGUUUGGAAACCAGGAAGUUAAAGAGUUGCUGCCGUAAGUUAUUAUUCUAGAAGUGAGGUUGGUGGGUAAAAGGUACAUGCUUCAUGUUUUCACGGACACCGCCAGCUUUCCCUUCGAGAGUGAGCUGCGUCCGCUUACAUCCCGUGUCAGACCCUCGCGGCCCGACCAGCCCUGCACCUUCAGUCGCCCAAUAAUCCGGAUCGCUUGAGAGUGAAACGAGUUCGGCUGUUUUUGGAAACUGUUCUUGCUCCUUUUUUUCAGAUGAUAAAGGAACAGCGUCCACAUUUACGGAAGGAGUGUGGCGGGGCCCGCGGUAGAGCUCGCUGGUAAGACAGGGUUGGGCCCAGCCUGGUCUUCCCGGCUCGGACGGUGACCCUGUGUGAAACAGCUGUGCCCCACAUGGCUCAGGAACGCUGGACGCCCAACUCGAAGGCUUUUAAAACACCUCACCGUUUACAGUGCUUCUGUGUCCUGUUCGCUGUCACGCGUAAACGGACGUGUGGUAGCCGUCGGCAACCGAAUAAGCGAGUUCUCACUGCACGCGCAGUCCCCAGAGUUGUGACAUAGGCACAAAUGAAAAUUCACCUUGCUGCACAGUAAGCGGCCAAGAAGCGGGGGUCCGGCUGGAUAAUGACGCGCUUGACGUCGUAAACGGGAAAACGAGCUCUUCAAGUCACCAUCAAACAGCGUCACGGAAAGGAAGACAGAGGCUGCCGGAGCGAGACCGGAUGCGCGGAUGCGCGGAUGCGCGGAUGCGCGGAUGCGCGGAUGCCCGGAUGCGCGGAUGCCCGGAUGCCCGGAUGCCCGGAUGCCCGGAUGCCCGGAUGCGCGGAUGCCCGGAUGCCCAGGGCCGGCCACGUGCACGUGCAGCCCAACCUGGCAAAUUUCCAGCUUCAGACAGGAAGCCAAAAAUGCAGCUUCAAAGCCUGAAACCAGCGCCUGCAGCACGUGGGGACCAGGUGAGCGAGGUCACCUCUUGCACGGGGCCAAGUUCCUGUCUGAUCAUUUCACGACUCACGUCACGGGGAGACAAGCAGCCAUCUACGCAAACGGGAUUAUGGUCAUUUUAAGCCGAGGAUACUGGUCUGCAGCCCUAGCUCCUGACCCCAGCAUGGAGAGAAGCCGGGCGCGUGGUGUGCCGCGGUCCAGGCAGGCCAGCUUCGUCCUUCUGGGAGGUGGCGAUGCUAUGACCGAGCGAACCCGGGACUCCAGCAGCAGAGCGCCAGGGGUGGUGGGGUGGCCUCGGAGCAUCGUCCCUCACUCUCUGAUGCUCCUCUGGAGAUUUGCUUGUCACACGCAGAAUGCGGUGGAAGUACCCGUAGGUCAUUUUCUGCAUAACCACAGCACGCUCGUUGGCUUUAUCCUGGCUCCCUCCCUUGCCUCACUCUGGGGCGAGCCGGCCAUGUCACAGAGACCCAGGAGCGCUGGGGAGAGGCCAUGUGGUGAGGGACGAGGGUCACCGCCAACAGCCAGGGGAGAACAGAACUCCCCUGCCAGGGGCCGUGCGCGUCACCAUCGAGGCAGUGGGCCCCCGGCCCCGGCCGAGCCUUCGGGUGACAGCGGCUCCAUCCAGCACCUCGACUGCAGCCUCAGGAGAGACUCUAAGCCACAGCCACGCACCGAGCUGCCACCACAACUCUGAACUGCCACACUGAGCCAGCGAAUGUUUGCUGUUCGAAGCUGCGAAGUUGGUCUCACACAGCGUAACUAAUGCGGAAGAGGAGAAGGUGUUUCUGGGCCGUCACCCCGACUCCACGGGAGAAUGUGGCAGGUACGUGGGCGAGGCGCGCGCCCAGCAACGCGGGCCGGUAAGGUUUCCGAAGCUUUAGUGACGUGAACAUUUGCCAGAGUGGAAGAUGUUUGUCCCCUUGGAUAUGCGUAUGCUGCCUACACGUUUAUUAACCUUCUUCCCUUGUGUGAGUCUAAAAACCCUGGAAUUUGGCCGUGAGAACCAGAGCUGGCGCCCACAGGCGGGACACAGGCAAGCGCCCGCCCCUCACGUGUCUUCCUGCAAACCUUGCCCGCGUGUCAGCGUAGACCCUGUAGGGGUGGUGAAGCCCGUCAGGGCGAGAUUGUUUUGCUUGGAAUAAUUCCUCCUUGGUAUUUCUCACGAUUAAGGUUUUAAUCCACCUGAACAGGGCAGGAGGGUGCAUGGGUUUUACGUAGCCAUCGAAUACCUACAUCUACCCUAAAAACCUUCACGACGAUAGUGACAGCAACAUGCAUUUCUAAAUUAUUCUGAGAGUCAGAUUUGUAGCACUAUUUUAAAGUACUGAAAUAGUAUUUUUGUUGGCAUACUGCAAUUACACCGCUACUUAAAAAAUUAAAAUCAGAAGUGCUUAGCAUUUUAAAAUUACUAUCGCUGGCUCAAUUACUUGACUUUAUGUAAAACAGAGGAGCAGUGCGCAGUGUGGCAGGUUUCCCCCGGAAAAACUCGCCCACACUCAAGCGCCUCUCACGAGCAAGGGCGCCAUUGAUACCUUUCGGGAUAAAAAUAAUACC